AUGCCCAUAGACACUCUCGAGGACAAUAUUGCACGGACAGGGGGCUCCACCAGAGGUUCCCAGUACACCCUCACUAUACAUUUCGGUUUGCCAGAGCAAAUCUAUGCAGCCAAGAGUCAGAAUGCCCAGGAACCCUUCCUUGCCUGCUGCCCAGCAUCCAUCGCACACGAUCUUGACAGAUCCCUGCAGGUGGUGGUGGCUUCCUGUCCUUUCUUCAGGCUUGGCCCUGCCAAGCCCCUGGAGCCAAGGCUCGACCACCAGGUGCUCACCGGCAAGCGCCCCCCAGCCCACCAGGCCUUGCUCCAGGGAACUCCAGCAGCUGUGGAUCUGAAGAUGAACAUCGUACUCCUCCACUACAACGUUACAGGGAAGCUGGACCACCGGCCAAGCAUCAGCAUGCACCCAGGCACUGUAGAUGUUCAAACUAUAGUGUGCCUCAUCAUUUGUAGCUUCAUUGUCCUGGAGAACCUCACUGUCCUGGUGGCCAUAUGGAAGAACCAUAGGUUUCACAACCGAAUGUACUACUUCAUUGGGAACCUGGCGCUGUGCGACCUGCUGGCAGGAGUUUCUUAUGCCGUCAACCUGCUUCAUUCUGGAGAGAAGACCCUGGAACUCUCACCCACUCUUUGGUUGAUCAGGGAGGGCAGUACGUUUGUCGCACUCAGUGCCUCCAUCUUCAGUCUCUUGGCUAUUGCUAUAGAGAGACACCUGACUAUGAUCAAAAUGAGGCCUUACAAUGCCAACAAGAACUACAGAGUAUUUUUAUUGAUAGGGACAUGCUGGCUGAUUGCUGUAUCUUCAGGAGCUUUACCCAUUUUAGGCUGGAACUGCAUUGGCAACACCCCUGACUGCUCCACGGUUUUUCCUCUUUACAGCAAGAAAUAUAUAGCGUUCUGUAUCACUGUUGUUAUGGUUUUGCUCUUGGCCAUGUCAGUGCUUUACGCUCGCAUCUACAUCCUGGUGAAGUCCAGCAGCCAGAAGGUGAGCAAGCACAGCAAUUCGGAGCACGCAAUGUCCCUUCUGCGAACAGUCAUCAUUGUAGUUGGGGUCUUCAUUGCCUGCUGGACACCCAUCUUUGUCCUGCUCCUGGUGGACGUGGUCUGUAAGAAGCGCUACCCCAUCCUUUACAAGGCUGACUUGUUCAUUGUGGUGGCUGUGCUCAAUUCCUCCAUGAACCCCAUCAUCUACACUCUGGCCAGUCGAGAGAUGAGACGGGCCUUUCUGGGUUUGGUUUGUGGCGUUUGCUACAAGGCAAAGGCUUCUGUGAACGGCAGUGGGAACAGGCAGUCCUUGGAGCCCAGCCGUAGUAGAAGCAAGUCGUGGAGCAGCCAGAGCAACCCAAACCAGAACCAGCAUGGCUCCAGGCAUGCGGAGCUGGAGACGAGGCAGGAAGCUUACACAGACCCUGGUGACAUCUCAACAAAGAGCGACGCUGCUCAGGAGGGCCUGGAGAGACACUGA
Messenger RNA from Nematolebias whitei (Rio pearlfish), 1461 nucleotides. RefSeq names its product sphingosine 1-phosphate receptor 3. Bases 1 to 1461 code for a protein of 486 amino acids. NCBI's taxonomy places the organism in Eukaryota, Metazoa, Chordata, Actinopteri, Cyprinodontiformes, Rivulidae. Gene Ontology annotation, molecular function: sphingosine-1-phosphate receptor activity. Gene Ontology annotation, cellular component: membrane. Gene Ontology annotation, biological process: G protein-coupled receptor signaling pathway. The record is from RefSeq and is a predicted model, not a curated record. The transcript has 4 exons.